Osmerus eperlanus (European smelt) is the source of this 5296-nucleotide messenger RNA. RefSeq names its product pleckstrin homology domain containing, family H (with MyTH4 domain) member 2 (gene plekhh2). Gene Ontology annotation, cellular component: cytoskeleton; cytoplasm. Gene Ontology annotation, molecular function: actin binding. The record is from RefSeq and is a predicted model, not a curated record. Lineage: Eukaryota; Metazoa; Chordata; Actinopteri; Osmeriformes; Osmeridae. The transcript is spliced from 30 exons. Gene Ontology annotation, biological process: negative regulation of actin filament depolymerization. Bases 191 to 4597 code for a protein of 1468 amino acids.
GUGUGGAGUGAAAUGAAAACUUUUGGAGAAGAGAAAAUUCCUCGAUUUUAUUCCAUAAUUAGGAUAAUACGACAGGAGUAUUAAGAGCAACAUGGACAUUGUUACUGAAAUGGUGUAAGAUUCCUGUCUCAGCUGUCUUUUGUCAACCAUUUGAAGGAGGCUGGAGGUGUCGGGGUCUGGGUCAGGCACCAUGGCUGAGGGGGAGGGCACCAUGGGACAGGAAGACUGGAAGGAGAAGUGUUUCGUUCUGGAGACCCUGCUCAUGAAGUUCCGCGUGCAGAUCAUCAAGAUACGAGAGCUCACAGCGGACAAGAUCCAGCAGCUGGAGACUCAGGUGAUCGAUGCUGAGAAGCGGGCCUUUAAAGCACACCAGCAGUUACAGUGGAUGGAGGAGAAGCUGAAGGCUCCGGAAGGUCAGUCAGGUGACUCAGAGCUACGUCUGUUCAGGUGCUGUCAGGAGCUCCAGUGUCUCCUGCAGGAGAAAGAGGAGGUCAUCAGCCUGAUGGAACAGCAGCUGGAGGACCAGAAACAGAUCCGCCUGCAGGAUGCUAAGACUGUGGAGGAGAAAGCUGCCAGGAUCAAGGAGUGGGUGAUGCUCAAACUGUCGGAGUUUGAGGUGGAGAGUGCCGCGCUCAGAGAGACCAACCAGCAUCAAGAAGCUCAGCUCCAGGAGCUACAGAAACAGGUGCGAGUGGUGGAGCAGCAGCGAGCAGGCAGCAGCCCGGCCCGGCCCGGGGAGGCCCAGCGCCUCAGCAGCCUGACCUUCGGCUGUUUCCAGGUGAGGGGGAAGAGCCCCCAGGUGCUGACGGGACCAGAGCCGGCCCAGCGGACCCUAAGCACCCAGCCCGAGGGGGAGGCCGAGGGGGCAGACCAGAGUAGAAUGCAGACCUCCUCCCCAGAGAAUGGUGUCCAGAGAGCAGCCCAGCCACGCCCCUCAGACCCCCCCCUGGAUGACCAGCGUGUGUGUGAGGGCGCCGGGCGUCCCGACUCCCGCCGCGUGUCCUCCAUCCUCUCCAGCGCCGCGUCGGAGGGCGAGGGAGGGCCGUGCGAGGACGUGGGCUCUGCGCUGGCGUACAGCCGCCCGGGCAGCGAGACCUACCUCACGGCCAGUGACGACAGCAGCUCCCUGUUUGACGACGACAUGCAGCGGACGGACCGGCCUCGCUUCAGCCUGGCGGGGUCCAGCGAGGGGGGGCUGGGGGACAGGGAGGAGGUCAGGGGGGCCAAGCUGGAGGACUGCUCCUCCGAGGAGCUCAACAAACGCUUCCAGUCCCAGAGGUUGGACUCCUCCUCGUCCUCGAGCGAGGCCAACACCCCCAGCCCCAGCCUCACCCCCAAGCGACCCACCCCGCUGCAAGACCCCAGGGACACCCCCGCCUCGCCUAAACAGCCGCGCCUGCGCACGCCGGCGGGAUUCGGGGUGAUGAGCGUCGCCCUGGCGAAACGUCACCUCAGCCAACCGCCCGUCAGCACGGAAGUGGCGCACGGGCGCACGCGCAACGCCAUCAGCAUGCUCCGCCCCCUGCGGCCCCAGGAGACAGACCUGGAUCAGGAGGCUGGCAUGGAGUUGGGGAAAGAAAUGCAGCAACAGCCGGCCACCUUGCCAACCUCACCCGCCUUGCCAGCCUCGCCCACCACUGACACGGAUGAGCCUCCAGAGAGCCCUGACUCUCUGUCCACCUUGCCAGGGAGCAAGCCCCCCACCCCCCCUCUCCACAGGUUCCCCUCCUGGGAGAGCAGGAUAUACGCCGUGGCCAAGUCUGGAAUCAGACUGUCAGAGACCUCAAGCACAGACCCUGCUAGCAAAGACCCCUCCCUCCAGUCCUCAUACCCUGCCUUCGUGCUCUACACAUCCCUCAUCUAUAAGAACAUGACCACACCUGUUUACACAACUCUGAAGGGGAAGGCCACUCUGCUGAGCAGCAGUGCGUUCUCCGAGGAGUCGUCCAGCUCGGAGGAGUCGUCCAGUUCAGGAGAGGAGGAGGGCUCGGUCUGCAGCUCCCACACCUCCGGCUCCAGCUCCCGCAAAGAUGGCCGCCCCAGCAGCCCCUGCUCCCUCAAGAGGGCUGUGUCCAUGUCAUCGAUGACAUCAGAGAGUGACUACGCCAUCCCCCCUGAUGCCUACUCCACUGACACAGACUGCUCUGAGCCCGAGACCAAGUUCCCCAAGACCUGCUCCUCCACCAGCGACAACGGCAAGAGUGAGUCUAUGGAGAAGUCUGGAUACCUUCUGAAGAUGGUGAAGACCUGGAAAAAGACCUGGAAUAGACGUUGGUUUGUCCUCAAAGAUGGAGAACUGCUGUACUACAAGUCACCUAGCGAUGUCAUCAGGCGACCUCAAGGCCAGGUGGAGGUCAACGGCACCAGCAGCAUCGCCCGCGGCGACGGGAAACAAGUUCUACAGAUUGUGACAGGGAAGCGUGUGUACUACCUGAAGGCCGACUCCCCUAACCUCCUGGAGGAGUGGUUGAGGGUGCUGCAGAGUGUGCUGAGAGUCAAGGCUGCCAGCCCACUGUUCACUCAGCCUGAGAUACGGCCUGGCAUGAAGGGCAUGCUGCUCAAGGUGAAGCAUGGCUACUCCAAGCGAGUGUGGUGCGCCCUCCUCGGUAAAACACUCUACUACUUCAGGAACCAGGAAGACAAGUUCCCCCUGGGUCAGAUCAAGUUGUGGGAGGCAAGAGUGGAGGAAGUCGACAGGUCACGUGACUCUGACGAAGACUUGAAGUCAUGUGGGCGGGGCUUACAGCCCACACCCUACACCAUUGCUGUCCAUCCCCAAGAGCAAGGCCCCACCUACCUUCUCAUCGAAUCGCGGCACGAGAAGGAGGCCUGGCUGUACCACCUGUCAGUGGCAGCGGGCACCACAGUGGGCAGCGUGGGCACAGAGUUUGAGCAGCUGGUUGGCAAACUGUUCAAUCUGGACGGAGAUCCAAACUCUCAGAUCUGGAGGCAUCCCAUGCUGUGUUUCAGUAAGGAGGGGCUGUCCUCUCCCCUCACCACGCUGCCCUCUCAGGCCCUGCAGACAGAGGCCAUCAAACUCUUCAAGACGUGCCAGCUCUUUAUCAAUGUGGCCAUCGAUGCCCCGGCCAUCGACUACCAUGUCUCCCUGGCCCAGAGUGCUUUGCAGGUGUGUCUGACCCACCCUGAGCUUCAGAAUGAGUUCUUCUGUCAGCUCAUCAAACAGACGCGUAAGAGACAGCCCCAAGGGCAGUCCGGACCCCUGCAGGGCUGGCAGUUCCUAGCCUUGUGUGUUGGACUGUUUCUGCCACAGCACACCUUCCUGUGGUUGCUGCAGGGUCAUCUGAAAAGACAUGGAGACUCCAGGACGGAGGCAGGGAAGUACGCCAUCUACUGCCAGCGGUCGGUCGAGCGGACGCAGCAGAAGGGAGAAAGGCAGGCCAGGGCGUCUCGUAUGGAGAUCCUGUCAAUUCUCCUCAGGAACCCCUACCACCACUCGCUGCCCUUCAGUGUGCCUGUCCACUUCCUCAAUAACACUUACCAGGUGGUGGGUUUUGAUGCCUCUACCACGGUGGAGGAGUUUCAGUGUCGACUCAACCAGGACACGGGCAUGAGGAAAACUAGCCAAUCAGGAUUCAGCCUCUACACGGACGACCCUACUGGACGAGAGCUGGAGCACUGUCUACAGGGGGGCAUCAAGAUAUGUGAUAUCAUCUCCAAGUGGGAGCAAGCUGCCAAGGAGCAGCACACUGGCAAGUCUGAGAAUACCAGGACUGUUCGCCUCACUGACAAGAACAGACUGUAUUUCUCUCUCCAGGUGAGGGGGGAGUCGGAGAGGGAGAGACUCCUCCUGGCCUUCCAGGCCAACGAGGCCAUCGUUGCUGGACACUUUCCUGUCAACAAGGAGCUGGCUCUAGAGAUGUCUGCCCUGCUUGCACAGGUGGAAUUUGGAGACUUUGAGCGUCCCUUCUCCACCCCGACCAACCCCAGCUCAGCCAAGACAAAGUCUACUCAGACUCUCAAACAGGUUCUUGAGCGGUUCUACCCCAGACAUUACCGUAGGACCUCCACAGAGGAUCAGCUCAGACAGCUGCGCCAGCGCCUGUCAACCCGCUGGGCCUCCCUCAGGGGUCGGAGUUCAUCUGAGUGUGUUAGGAUCUACCUGACUGUGGCCAGGAAGUGGCCCUUCUUUGGAGCCAAGCUAUUCGAGGCAGAGUCCAUCAGCCCAUAUCCAGAGCAGGGAGCCAGGGUGUGGCUGGCUGUGCAUGAGGAUGGUAUCAGCGUGCUGGAGCACAACUCUAUUAAACUACUGGUGUCCCACUCCUAUAAGAACUUGAUGACGUUUGGAGGCUGUAGGCAGGACUUCAUGCUGGUGGUGGGUCAGAGUAUCGGCAGCAACGCUACCAAAGACAAGCCCACAGAGAAGCACCUGUUUACCAUGGCUACUUCCAAGAUCAGAGAGAUUACCCUCCUCAUUGCCAGCUACAUUAACAGUGCCCAUCAGCAGAAAGCCGCCGCCCACCAUCUCUCUGCCCCAGCCUUACUGGUGGCUCAGCCUGUCAAUCUCAAAAGCAAGGAGCUCAGGAGCAAAUCACCUCCAGCAAUGGGCCGACCCAGUAAGGCUCCUACUCUGCUGUGAGCACCCCCCCCCCCCUUCAGGCUGGAUGGACAGCUACACCUGACAUGACUGGGGCUGUUCAAAAUACAUGGUACUGGGCGUAUUCCAUUCUAGAAGUUUCUUCCCCUGUAUUCUCUUUACAUAGGAUGUAUGGAUAGGGUGGUGGCUGACAACUUCCUGGAAUGGAAAGCAACCUUGGUCACAUGACUAGGAACUGACAAACUCCAGUGUAAUGAUUUAUAUCACUGUGCCGUAACCUGUGAGAAAUUACCUUUUGACUCACACAGAUACCAAAUAUCUACCAAAGUCAAAUACCAAUACCAAAGAGAAAUGUCAGAUUUAUUUAUUAAAUACCUUGCGCUUCAGGCUCCACGAUCCUCUGUAGUUUAAAUUAAUCUAUGUGUUUUUUUAAAUGUUUUUUUAUGUUUUAAAAUGCUUCUAAAGUUGCUAGCCAGAUGCCAUUCACAAAGUUGACGUGCCUUUAAAUAGCUUUUUAUGUUCUACGAUUACAAAAAGGUUGGGUAUGUAACUUUAUUUUAAAAAGCUCCUAAAAUGACUGCUGUGCUCCCCCUUAAGGAAGUCGAGUAUGAGUAUUUACUAGAGAGUUGGGCCUGUUUAUCUUGCACAUUAAUGGGCAGAGAUAAAUGAAAGCAUUGUUCUGAGUAUUGGUUCACUUGGGUGUGUUGGGAAAGACGUUGGUAUUAAAGAGCUGGUCAGGCA